AAUUGGGCUGUGGGUCUGAUUUUCAAUUCUAUUAUUACAUGGUAUAGAAAUUGUUACCCAUAUGAAAUCAAACUAUUUUAGUUGACCAAUGUGGUUAUGAAAUCGUUUAUAAGCACAUUGAAUAUUUUGUGCACUAAUAAUCGUCUACAUAUUCAUGUUUAAAUAUUAUGAUACAUUUCAAGACAUAAAUAAAUAAAUUUUUGGGAAAUACAUUUAGAAAAUGUCAUUAGCUGAUGUCUGAUACUAGUCAUCAGAAUUCAACAUUAAAGACGUCAGCUGAGCAUAGUGAAUCAGAAUUAAUAAUAUCAUCAGAUAUUAAUACAGAGCCUAAAACAUCGACUAGUCCACGCCCUCAUGUUUCUACGUGGGUGUAUAUUAAAUGGUUCAUAUGGUCUACUAUUGCAAGUAUUUUUGGAUGUAGUAUCCCUGUCUUUACACCAUAUGACAAUACUUGGCCAACUACAUCAAUUUUAAUUGAUCAUAAUAAAUUCGAAUCUGAUCAUUCAAAUCUACAUGAGAAUAUUGAUGAUGCAUAUAAUACACAAGUAUUGAAUGAAGUGAAUGAUGUAUGUACAACAAAAAAUACCAUUUCUUGUCUUUCAUCAUCAACUUGUGAUUUUGAAUUGGAUGUGAAAACAGAGACAAAAAACAUUACACUUUCUUUUCAGAAUCAUAUUCCUGAAAAUGAAAUAAAUUUGGAUUCUUCUUCUAAAGACGUUAUUAAUAAUAACAAUAAUAUAUCAUCAUUGAAAAAUGGAUAUUUUUGUGAUAUUAACCAAACAUUAAAUUAUAAACCUUUAACGGAUAAGGAAGUAAUUCCAAUUUCUACAACAUUAUUUACUGAUUCUGGAUAUUUAUGUAGAGAACCUAGUCAUGUAACAUUUACCUUAUUGGAUUCAUAUCAGUCGGAUUCAGUGAAUGGUUAUAUUGAUAAGGUAACUCAUGAUAAUUAUGUUCAUAAUUUAAUAAACUCUGUAUUACCACGUAAUUUAUCUAAUUCAAGUGAUAUAAGUGUACCAGUUGAAGUACGUAAAAUGUAUGCAUGGAAUAAAUCAACACCGAUUGAGUCACAAACAUCCAUUGACAAUCAUGUAACUGAAUGUAAUUUCGAAGUAGGAUCAAUUUUAUCAGAUGAUAUAGAUGCAUCACCUGGACAACUUAAUUCAUCUGAUCAUUCUUAUCCACCUUUGAGUCCUAAUACACUGGAAGACGAUAGUUUACAAGCUGAAUGUUUUGAUAAAUCACCUGAAAUAGACCUAAAUUUACCAGAUGUUAGUCGAUCAGAUCAGACAUUGGCAUGGGCAAUGUCUAAUCUAUGUAUUGAUAAUACAACCAAUGAAAUAGAUACUGAUUCAAAUGCGAUUCUAUCAAAUAAACAAACGGAAGACCUAUCACCUUCCAAUGAAACAGUUGAUUUCAUUGAAAAAGUAGAUAAAAAUUGCAUUAUAUCUUCUCGACCUCCUGUGCCGAAUUCUUUACAGCGACCUAGCAGAGAUCGUAGUCCUGUCUAUCAUACAAAUAUUAACAACAAUCGAAAAAAGAAUCCAAUAGAUUUACCAACCUUCUUACCAUUUGAAGGUAAUCAAAUUUUCUCAAUAAAAGAUAAAGUUGAAACUCCUGAACCUAUUAAACCAAAACGUAGUAGUUCACUAAAAUCCAAUAGAAGCCUUUCAGAUACACAUGUUCCAAAAGCUGUUCGUUUUGCUGAUGCUCUAGGACUUGAUUUAGCAACUGAACGACAUGUAUAUGAUUCUGAAGCUCCACCGAAAAUACCAGCUUCUGCUAUAUUGUAUUUACAGUUGGAUUCUGAUGAAUCUAUUGCAAAAAUCGGUGCAAAACAGUUUGGUUUAUGUUUCUCACAACCAGGUUUAGCAUCUAAUUUUAUUCGUCGAGUGCUUACCAGUAAUAUAUGCCUAGAAGAUUGUCAUAUUGAUAUGCAACGUUGUAUACUAACUGGUACAAUAAGAGUUAAAAGUUUAGGUUAUGAGAAACAUGUUACUAUUCGCAUUACAUAUAACAACUGGAUUACGUUUUUCGAUACUUCUGCAUCAUACAUUCAAGGAUCAUAUGAUGGUGUAACGGAUAAAUUUUCAUUUAGUUUAAUCUUUCCUGAUACAAUGGUACCAGGUGAUAAAGCACAAUUUGCUAUACGAUAUGAAACACAUACUGGUGAACAAUUUUGGGAUAAUAAUCAUGGUCAAAAUUAUUGUGUAACAUGUUAUGCGAAAGCCACAGAUCUAGCUGGUGAUGGAUCAUGGAUGCAUUAUCUUUGAUUCUCGUAUUUUCAAAUUGUAAUGAACACUGUUAAAAUUAUUUACCUAAUUUUGAUUGUUCAAUAUUCAAACUAUCACUUAAUAACUUUAGCUUGUCUUGACCUUUUUUUCACACACACAUACAUACACGCAUGUGGACAUAAAAUUGGUCCGUACAAAAAAAUAUUAUCAUGCCAAUCAUUCAUUACCCAAGACACUGCAGUUAGCUUUCAAACAUAUAUAUAUAUAUAUAUAUUAAUUAUUAUUAUAAUUAAUUAAACUGCCUUACAUUCAAAAAUCAUCUUCAUAUUAGUCAAUGCACACAAUUAGUCUUUCAUCGGGAUUUACUUUUCAUUAUUUUUGAAAUUUUCAUUCUUAAAUUUAGAAUUUCAAGUUGACUAUAAAAUGUUCCCUUAUCUUUUCCGAUUUAUUAUGUAUUUACAUAACCGCAAAAUUUUUCAAAAAAAAGUGAUUUUUUCCUUAUAUAGAACACGUUGAGGUGAAGUGUAACGUUUUUGAUUGGGAAGUGAGAUAUUUAUGAUGAUCAACUACUUUUCAACCCUAUGCAUUACGAUAAUAAUAAUAAUAAUCAUUACCAUUAACUAUUAUUAACAAGAAUAACGUUGUUAUCGAUAAUGUUUGUUUAAUUUGCUGUAAAUAGCUGAUAGAUCGACCAAAAAAAAGAAAUAAACUUCCUGGAAUUU
Messenger RNA from Schistosoma bovis, 2956 nucleotides. The record is from the annotation of a GenBank genome assembly. NCBI's taxonomy places the organism in Eukaryota, Metazoa, Platyhelminthes, Trematoda, Strigeidida, Schistosomatidae.